ACAGAGGGAGGCGGAGCGGGAGGGACAGAGGGAGGCGGAGCGGGAGGGACAGAGGGAGGCGGAGCGGGAGAGACAGAGUGUAGAAGAAUUGGAGAUAAUUAAGAAGCUGGAGAGAAGACAACUGUUUGAGAAACAGAAUGAGAGAGAGAGACAACAGCUUCAAAAGCAGAGACUGAGGGAGAAGAUGGAGAAAGAGGAGCAGGAAAAUAUGAGACAGGUAGCUAGACAACAGGAGGCAGAGAGACAGAGAAUCCUGGAGAGACAGAGGAGAGAGAACCAGGAGAGGGGGGUGCUGGACUCCUUACUUCUCAGACCUAAAGUGCUGGAUCUAGACUCUGUGUCUCUGGGUGUCCUGCACUCCAGAGGCAGUCCCCACUCCCCUGGUGCCCGAUGGAAGCAUCCAUCUCCCCGGGGAGAGGACCACUACAGGCCUGGCAUCCUGGACAUAGACUCAUUCAGGUCCCAGACCCAGAUGCAGCCCUCGUCCACUAGAGAGGUGUUCCCUAUCGCUGGCAUCAAGGGCUCAGACCCAGGUAGUGGGGUGAGAUCCCACACUCCAGAGAGGGACGUUAGCCGUAGGGUGGGUGCAGUGGGGCGACCCAGCCCAGUGUGGGCCCCCUCUCAGCAGGAGCUGUGGGAGCAAAGGCUAGGAUUCAAUGAGGAAUCGGUGGACAGGCCCAUGGCUGGACCAGAACCACCCAGGAAGCCUGCCAAUAAACCCAGCCUGGAGCAGCUCCUCCAUAGGCAGUUGGACAGGGCCACGGCCCCCAUUCUGGUCCCAGAGAGACGCUGGUCUGGUAUGCCCAGUGAAGCAUCCUUCCCCAGGAGAGAGCCCUACAGCCCUGGGUCCCCCAUGGAGCAGACCUGGUUCCCCCAGGACUCAGAGCCCCAGGGGCACAGGGUAGAGGCCAGAGGACAGAGGAGAUCUCAGGGCUACCAGGAGCUGAACCGAAUGAGGUCCCGCAGUGUGUCCCGUCGAUCGGCCCCGUCUGAGAGUGCUGUGGAGGGGAGCCUGUCCAGGAUGAGGAGCAGGAGUGCACAUAGAGAGAGGGACCGACAGAGCUGGGAGCAGUUGAAGCAGAGUGUUGAUGGUGAGGAAGAGGGGCGAGACAUAGACACACUGGUCCAUGAGACAGACAGCCAGUAUGGGACCUGGGAGACAGGACUGCGCACUGACGAUAGCCUGACUCCUGCCACGCCCACCUCAGACAGCAACCUCAGCCAGUCGCCUAGGAAACCCAUUCCGCCCCACACACCAGGGGAACAUGCCCCACGCAGCGACCUGGACACUCCAGAUGGCUUCUCCCCCUCGGUCCAGCCCGAGAUGCAACUACUCCCCUUCCCUGAGGCCUCCACCAUCCUGCUGGACUCCAGUGCUCUGCGCUCCAGGGUGCAGCUGAGUAAGAUGCGGGGGCCACGUUCGCGCCCCUCCAGGGUGGCUCGUCAGACUGCUGCUAUGUCUGUACACCUUGAGGGACAGACCGCACCCACUGAGGACUGGCGCUCCCGAGACUCAACAGAGGACAACAUUGAGUUUUCCAAGCAGGAGGACUCAGACUCUGAGGAGCAGGAGAGAGGAGUAGACCCCCGCUCUGCUGCUGCCUCCUCCCAGCCCCAGAGAGUCGCCCUCUUUCCUGGGAUGGACCCCUCCGCUCUCAAGGCCCAGCUCAAGAAGAGAGGAGACUCUGACAACCAGACAGACGGAGCCGCCCCAUCUCCCUCCCAGCUGUCCCGUUCUCCUAAAUCCCCCUUCUUGCCCCAGGCGUCCCGUGUGCUGCCCCCCUCUGGAGGGAAAGAAAAUGGGGAGGAGGCCUCACCACAGUGGCUGAGAGAACUGAAGUCUAAGAAGCGCUCGAGUCAGUAUGAAAAUGACAGCUAAGUGUGAAUGAGCAGGUUGCCUUAACUGAAUAAUCUGGUGGAGAAUUGGAGACAGAAGCCUUAACCUUUGACCCUGAGAAGAUGGAAACUCUGCUGCUGACAUUGUAAUUUGUCAUCUGUUUGUUCAUUUUAUCUGUUCUCUUCCUGCCCGGGUCACAUACAUGUGCAUGGUGCCUUUUUGCAGACAACCUCGGUCUUAUGGAUGAAACGACCCAGGUUAAAUAUCUGGCUGCUCGGCUCCGUUUGUCCAUUUCCUUUGCAUAGAGCCACUUUACCCUCUCACCUGACGGGAGAAUACAAAAGGGGGGAAACCCUUUCUCUCCUGUCAGGUUGCAUUUCAGGACUGGUUAAACUUGUGGGACCACACGCCUCUUAACCUGGAAGUGCUUCAAUAAGCUGGAGGACAGUCUAGUACCUCCACAAGAUAUAAAUGUAUUUCUUUUUUUAAAUGUAUUUUUCAGGUUUGUCUACGCGUUACAUUUCUAUGUGUAUCUAUCAGUCAGGGGGUGUUGGUAAUAGUCAACAUAGGAUAACAUUUCUGAUUUUAUUUUUUGUCAUUGAUCAUAAAGAACAAAACACUGCUGAACUAAUGUUCAGCCAGGCUGUAUAUUAUGUGUUAGUAAUAAAUAUGGUAUCUAAUCAUGAAAUAUUAUAUUUGUAUUGUUGCUAAUUUCACAGAUGAAUCAUAACAUGUUUGAGUGUUUAGUUUUGUACGGAGAUCAUUGCAAGUAUCACUACAGCAGAGGCUCCCAAGCCCAUUCCUCUGAUGAACUGACUGGGGAUCUGUUGUGUUGACCUUCUAACUGAUGGGUGAAAUGCUGUGGGUUCAGUCUCUUUUCAAUCAUCAUGUCUGAAUAUCUGUUUCUACUGGUGUUUGUAUUUCUUAAGGAUCCCCAUUAGCUGCUGCCAAGGCAGUUAUAUACAAUUAAAAAAUAACACUUUUCGCAACACAUUGUGUUCCCUCAGGCCACUACUCUACUAACACAUAUCUACAAUACAACAUCCAUGUGUACGUGUGUGUGUGGAGUGCAUGUGGGGUGGAAAAGGGGAGGAGAAGGGUUAAUCACAUUGGAGGACUCAAUUACACUCCUACACACACACACACACACACACAUCAGCCUGUUCUUCCUCCCUUUACCUUCACUUACCUCUUCAGUGUAAGAUCAAAUGAUUGUGUGUGAUAGUGAUGGCUGAGUGUGUAAGGAAAAUAUGAUGGAUGAGUGUGUACGGAUUGCAAUGAAAAUGGUCUAACUGUAUGUGUUACCAAUGAGCCAUACAUUCAAUGUGCACUCCCUGGGUUCUGUUUUAUCAGGAUGUCUGCAACAUCUCCCAUUUAGAGAGAGAUUUUACCCACCUAUUCUUUUAUCACUACAUCACUGUUGACAACAUGUAUGUUGACCAUGUUAGCCAUGCUGCACUGUCCCACUACUUCCAUUAAGCACUUUGUCAGUUAAUGCACUACAGCACUGACCUGUGCACUGGCUAUUCUGUUAUACGUCCCACCUUCCACAUGUUCAUAGACCGAUGUUGGAAUGCUAAUGGAAUGAAAGCGAAUGUGUUGAUUGGAUCUUUGGAGUCGUCGUCCCUAUGGUGUCCAUGGCGUUUGACUUUGUCAUGACUUGUCAGUUUGAGGGUUUAUUUUUUUCUCUCAUUUUAUUUUUAAAAAUAAAAUAUGUAUAUUACAUUGUUUUAAUGCCAGUGUCCAAAAUUGUAACUUCUUAAUAAAAUGUACUGAGUUGA
Salvelinus fontinalis (brook trout) is the source of this 3618-nucleotide messenger RNA. RefSeq lists its product as uncharacterized. The coding region runs from base 185 to 1879 and encodes 564 amino acids. Lineage: Eukaryota; Metazoa; Chordata; Actinopteri; Salmoniformes; Salmonidae. The transcript has 9 exons. The record is from RefSeq and is a predicted model, not a curated record.